CGAGCUUUCGCAGAGUGCUCCAGUCUAUUACAUUCAAAGGCAUGCGUCUUCAAGUUACCUCUGCAAUAUCUCACGGGACUUGGAGUUCGCUGUUCGCGAGCAUCUCUCGUCACUCUGGAAAAAGGAAGAAACUUCCCAGUCGUGGCAGGCUCCACGCCCACGACGCCAUUGUGAACACAAACCUCGCUCUUCCCGUAGAGCUCCUCUAUCCUAUUCUUGCCGAGGCUUUUGGAGAUUAUCUUUAUCGACUAUUAGCUACUCCUGAGGACUUGGAUGACAUCAACCCUUUCCUUGCGUGUCUUCAUGUCAACUCGACCUUUCGAGCAUGCACUCUGAAGCUCAUGGGCUACUUGUGGGGAAACUACGACAUGUUGUUUGACCAGCACUCAGGAAAGCUAUCGAACUUCAAACCCGCUUUCUACCUCCUCAAGAAACCUUCGAAACUCAUUCGUCACUACCCUUGGCCACGGACGCCCAGCAUAAUCGACAGCAGCCGCAUCUACAAGCACUAUGGUCAUAUCCCACUCGUCCAGAUGGGGCAAAAUGUCUUGCUGGAGAAUGCAUACCAAGAGUCGUGGCUGAAGGGGCCAGACUCCAGGGACGGAAGACUCUCACUAUUCUCUCACUUCAGCUCCCACCACAGUAUUGAGGCUUAUUACCGGUCGUCCCUUGCAGCGGGUGCGCCAAAAGCACUGUUGAAGAAGGUUCACUUCUAUUCCCUUACUCAGAUGUAUUUAUGGAAGAAAACUCUUGCGCUCUUAUGCCUCAUCAAAUCGGGUUCUGGGCCUACUAGCAUCGGCCAUAAUUUUGAGGUCUUCAAAUCAAGCAUGGGAUCUCACCCACAGGAAAACAUCGAUUUCCAAGAGCACUGGAACGAGCAUGCUCUGCAUACCGGCAAUGUCGCCCACACUUAUCUGCGCGCCGGUAUCGCCCAUGAGCUCGACGUGGAGGAGGAUGAGCUUCCAAUGAUCAACCCAACGGCUCUUAAAGCCAUUGGGUUCUUUGAGGUGCGAAAUGAUAUGUGCGGCUUCGCUGCCAUGGGGGGUCAUGCAGCUAGUUUAGCCAUGUCCGCUAAGAUGGUAUUGGGUAUCUGGCUUUCGGAUAAAGAAAAGAGGCUUUAUCUAGACAUUCCCGGGCUCGAGGAUGCCACUAUACCACAGCUCUAAUCGUUCAUGUGGUCUCUGAGUAUGCUCUUCACCUACAUUCUGAUUCUGCCG
Molecule: messenger RNA, 1217 nt
Organism: Stereum hirsutum FP-91666 SS1
Lineage: Eukaryota; Fungi; Basidiomycota; Agaricomycetes; Russulales; Stereaceae
Exons: 4
Coding region: 42-1166 (374 amino acids)
Source: RefSeq, a predicted model, not a curated record